Xiphophorus couchianus (Monterrey platyfish) is the source of this 5117-nucleotide messenger RNA. RefSeq names its product protein translocase subunit SecA-like. Gene Ontology annotation, biological process: protein import; intracellular protein transport; protein targeting. The coding region runs from base 2217 to 4337 and encodes 706 amino acids. Gene Ontology annotation, molecular function: protein binding; ATP binding. The record is from RefSeq and is a predicted model, not a curated record. Lineage: Eukaryota; Metazoa; Chordata; Actinopteri; Cyprinodontiformes; Poeciliidae. Gene Ontology annotation, cellular component: membrane. The transcript has 3 exons.
UGUUGCAUCCAUUUGCUGUUACUUGAGUAUGAGGUAAGCUCUCUGUUGGUGUGUGAUCGACUCAUUCGGACCUCCAACCUUCUGACAGAAACCUGGAAACUGUGCUGGAAAUCGCGCUUUGCCACCAUCACAAAACGAUUGACCAUUUGAAGCCAGCAGGUUCUAAAACUUGAAAGUCGGACCUCCGGUUCUUGAACUGGGAAAUCACAAUAACGUGCAGCAGUCUAAUUGCAAACCCACCCCUUGAUGUAUAAAUGUGUAAGUAUACGUUUUUAUGAAGUGCCGCAAAUCUCUACAGUCCUGUGGAAAACAGCACACAGGUACCAAUCAUCACCAGAUAAUGUCACAACGACUGACCCAGAAAUUGUGCCGUCUGCAUGUACAAUAAGUCACUUUGUUUAGAGUAAGUGAAGCUAAAACCUGGAAAUUCCCUCUGGGCGGCGCAGGGUCUACAAAGCAAAAGUGAAACCAACACAAAAGUUUUAAAAGGAUAAGAAUGACUUCUCGCAGCAGGAGGAAGCGUCGGCAACUCAGUUGGAAAUAAACGUACAACUCUGGUAAUCAGGGUUUGCAGCAUGUGGACGUCAGAGCAGUUCUGUCAUUACAUGCAAAUGCUUCGUUAGAUGAAGUAAACAGCCAGAGGCCCCCUGGGGGUUGGUGCCAAUGUAAAGACAGCAACGUUGAAGCAGCGACCAAGUUAAAAAGACAAAUAUGAUCACAGGGUGACACAUCAGCUGCUUGAUUUGUCGUUUUUGUACCAGCCAGACUUGAGCAAAGAAAUGGAUCCCAGAGUGAUUCACCGAGUUGUAACUUCCUUCCUUGCUCCCCGUUUAUUCUCUCCAAAUGAAAAUGAAAAGAGUCUCGUCAAGCUGCUGCAAGGACUGGUCAGGAGUAUUAAAUGGAGACCUGAAGACGUCAGUGAAUUGUUUGAAGCCCUUCUGCAGAGAUUUGAGACGGUGUGUAGAAAUGACAGAUCGCAUCUCCUCACAUGGUUGCUCCAAAUGUUGCACUGGAUUCAAGUUAACUACAUCACACCCACCUGGAGAUCUAAUUCAGGAAGAAGCCUUCUGGAGUUGGUCAGAGACACGGCAGUGACCAAUGAAGCGCUCAAGGCCUGUUUGGGAGAUGAUGAAGACAAAACCUUGGAUGAGAUCAUUAAAGAAAUCCGAGAUGGAGAGUUUAACCAAGUUAAUAAUGAGUUGUUGGCCGAGGUCAGAGAUAUUGUGUCAUCAGUUCAAGCUGCCCUGAGGUCCCGCAGUUCAGGAUCAGAGCUGACUGGCCUGAGAAAAGUCUUGCUGACUCUUUGCCAGGCAGCAGAAAAAACUCACUUCAGACCACGGCUGACCCAGAUGGUGAGCUGGUGUCUCAUGGCUCCAGCCAAAACGGGGCGUCUCAUUCAGGUUGGCACUGGAGAGGGGAAGUCCUGCAUUGUGGCCAUGUUUGCAGCCUAUCGAGCUCUGAGAGGAGAGAAAGUGGACAUCAUGUCGAGUUCAUCUGUUCUAGCAGAGAGAGACAUGAGAGACUGGAAGAAAUUCUAUGAUGCUUUAAAGAUCAGCGUGGACUGCAACAUCAACAAGCAAGACGAAGACUCAAAAAAGUGCUAUGAGAGCCAGAUUGUUUAUGGUACCGCAGAGCAGUUCACUAGAGACUGGCUGAAACACCAUGUUCUUAGGAAGGACAUAUUUGGCCAGAGGACAUUCCAGUGUGCAAUUGUGGAUGAGGUGGAUUCCUUGAUGUUGGACAAAGGUCAUGAUGUUCUCUACCUGAGCAGUGACAUGCCUGCUCUUCAGCAUCUCAACCCUCUCCUGGCAUUAAUAUGGGCCACUGCUAACCAGUACAGCAAGGUAGGGUCAGGUCACAUUGUUGGGCGAAAAUAUCCCUUUCAUUAAGUUGUAUUAGAACAGAUCAAGCAGGAAGGAUUGGAUGAGUUGACUGUUCUUCAAAUAGCCGAGGAGACAGGAGUACUGGCCAAUGGCAUAGUUACAGAAAUACAGAGGAAACCAAGUCUUUUAGAUGAGAAAAUUGCAACAACUGCAAAUGUUGCAGCCAAUAAGCUGGUUGAGUUCUUUAGGGCAGUGGAGACCAGAUUCCCAUCAUGUCAGUUUGUUCUACACAACCUCAAUACAGAUGGAUCCGUAAAAGAUCUGAACAGGUCGUCAGGAGGAAGAGGUCAGAGACGAGUGUCUCUGCUUUUGAAUGGUGGCUUCUGUCAAUACAUGUAUCCUGAUACAGACAGUGUAGUGAGAGCUACAGAAAAGGAAGUAAGGUGUUUUCUGCAUUUCACACCACGUGAACUGAACAAGUCUGAAGGAAGCUGCUACAUCCCAGGUUUCCUUUCAGAUCUUGUAGAAUCUAAACUAAAGAUCUGGAUUGAAAAUGCAUUCCGUGCACAAACCAUGGAAAGAGAUCAAGAAUAUAUCUUUGAAGGUGAUGUAAUUGUACCUGUGGACUACAGCUGCACAGAUGUGAUUGGAAACAGCUUGAAAUGGUGUGAUGGUCUACAGCAGUUCCUUGAGAUGAAACAUCAGACGAAGUUGAGUGAUAUGACCAUCAUCACCAACUACAUGUCCAACGUUGGUUUGCUUCAAAAGUACAAAAGUCAGAUUUAUGGACUGUCUGGGACUCUUGGAGAACAAGCAGCGAUUGAGAGCAUGAGGAAAACAUUUCAGGGCAUCAAGACUUGCCAAAUCCCUUCAUACAAGCGCAGGAAGCUGUUUGAGGUUCAGGGAGUUAUCAUGAAGGAUGAAAGAAGAUGGAUCGAGAAAAUCUGUGAAGUUGUGCUUGAUCAAAUCAAGCCUACACCAUACAGGUCUCCAAGAGCUGUGCUAGUGACUUGUGAGUCCAUCAAGCUAGCAAAGUUACUGUACCAAAUUUUUAGUGGUAGAGUCUCAAGCACAAUGCUUUACAUCAAAAACGACAAGGACAACAGUGUUGUCUUUAAAAAGAAGUUGGGUGCAGGAGACGUCAUCAUAGCAACAAAUCUGGCUGCUCGUGGAACGGACCUUCAGGUUUCUGACUCUGUAAAGUCAGCUGGGGGUUUGUUCGUUGUGCAAACUUUUCUGCCUGAUAAUUCCCGUGUGGAGGCUCAGGGCAUUGGACAUACAGCUAGACAAGGAUCACCAGGGUCUGCUCAGAUGGUUGUCUGCUUCACUCAUCUGUCAGAGCCUCUGCAAUUGCUAAUUCUAACACGUAACCUUUUGUCCUUCAUGGAAAAUAUUGCAGAUGCAUCUGCAUCUUUUCUGCAGUUGUUUCUUAUGCACUUGCGGCAAUAUCAGAGGAGCAACACCAGGGGAGAAAGUCAAGAAAUGUCCUCGCUGCUGCAUCGUAUUUUGAAUGAAAACACCAACUCUGAUUUGAUGAUGGUUAAAGAGAUCAGAGAUGCAUUAAUGGCUGAACAACUGUCUAGCUAUGUGGAGUCUGAUCUACCAAACAUAAAAAAGAAAGAAGAGCUCUUCAGUCAGUACCUGGAAACACUGGAUCUGCUCCACAAGAGCAACAACAACAAACCGACUGAAUCAGAUGUUUCCGCACUCAAUGAGUUUUGGGGAAUGUGGCUCCUUACAAAGUUUUCUGAGGAAGACUCUGCUGUUAGAUUGAAAACCAUCCUGAGUGCAGACCUGAGCACAGCCUUACAAAAACUAAGGCAGAGAGAGUCUCCCUCAUCCAACGUCCACUACUACACUGCCAAAGGUAGUGAGCUCGAAAAAAUGGGAAGGCUUUCAGAGAGUAUUGACAUGUAUACUAAAGUCAUAAACCAGGACCCCUGUUGGGCAGCAGUUGCAUUUUACAAUCGUGCUUCUGCGUCUUUAACCCAACACAACAGGAGCCAGGACCCUGAGUGUCUCAGUCAGGCUCUGGAAGAUUUGCAAAAAGCUCUCAUGUCUGUGAAGCUCCACACUGACCAGCUGGAUGUCACUUACAGAUACGUCACACAGCAAACCACAAACCCCGCUGGCAACUUGACAACCAGAUUUGACAAACACAUCAUGGCCAGACACACAGUUCUGGUGUCCUUCAAAACAAAUAUUUACGAAGCAAUGCAGAAGAUAGACCGGGCCAGCAACACGAGCGGGUCUGUUAGAGUGAAGAAGACCCCUGUCUACUUCCUGGUUUCUCUGGAGCAUCUUCUUCCCAUGCCAGUAAUCUUGUUGGAAUCAGCCAGGGCGAUUUAUUCCAGAAACCCUCUGUUGAGGCAUCAACUCGCCAAUCACCCCUCCUUAGAUAUUUUCAAUGAAGUCAUGAGUCUUGAAUCUAUGGGCCUUACUCACGUCUACGUCUUAGAGAUACCGUCUUCUUUGGCUACCUUCUUUUCAAAGAUAGCUCGGGCCUUUCACUGAUUAGGUUGACUUUGUGAGAGUGAAGAAACUGAACACAGUAUAUUUGUGACAAGAUACAAUAUCCACAUAUUAGUUUAAAUUAUGCACAAAAAAAGGUUUAGGGUUGUUGACAAGUGAUUAAAAAAGGGCCUAAGGAGAUGGAGAUGCAUUUUUUCAUGCCUUUGUGUUGUUUCCAUGAGCAGGGUCAACGACUUUUGGUAAGGGGUGGAAAUAUUCUGCCCAUAACAACAAUUGUCCAGCAUUGAAAAAUAGAUGUUUUUCUGACUACUUGUUUGGAUUCUAUGAAAACAGAUGGAAACUUAUUAACUUUGCAUAUUAUGACUGGUUUUUUUUCAUAAUGAAUUGCUGUAAAGGAGUUUACAUAGUUACAGAGGAAUCCUUCUCUAACUUUUGUUUUAGAAAAAAAUGAUACAUUUUUCUUCUACAUCUCACUGCCUACAGAUACACGGUUAUGUUUGCAGUUUUACAUUUCUGAAAAAAGUUUAACAUUUUCCAUUUUUAUAAUUUUUUUUAGCCCAGUUUCGACAUGAAACGUAACAAUCACACUGACUUGAUAUUUUAAUGUGAAACUUUAUUAUAUGUGACAAAGACACAAAGACUCAUGACAAAGUGUCUUGUAUGUGUUUCGUCGUAACUGUGGAUAAAAUCUUGGAUUUCCUGCCAAGAAUAUUGGCAUAUAUCUAUCUAUCUAUCUAUCCAUCUAUCCAUCUAUCUAUAUACAUAGAUCUCUCUCUCUCUUUCUCUCUCUCUCUCUCUCUCUCUCUAUAUAUAUAUAUAUAA